This is a messenger RNA of Acanthopagrus latus (yellowfin seabream), 4178 nucleotides long. RefSeq names its product olfactomedin-like 2Ba (gene olfml2ba). Lineage: Eukaryota; Metazoa; Chordata; Actinopteri; Spariformes; Sparidae. The record is from RefSeq and is a predicted model, not a curated record. The coding region runs from base 511 to 3249 and encodes 912 amino acids. The transcript has 8 exons. Gene Ontology annotation, biological process: signal transduction.
CUACGCAACAGGCUGCUGCUUUGAAUUUGAGCACGAAAUGUGAUUGAGAACCUCAAACUGCAAGUCGAGGCUCAAAGAAAAAAAAAAAUCAUGAUUGGCCUGAAGCGAAUAUUCAACUCCUGACAGAUUAAUUGUGCCCCACAUCGUGCGUCAACAGUCGUGUGCAGUAGUUGAACUCCUCCUGCCGGUCUGAUCAGAUCCGCCUCCUGUCAGCUCUGCUCCAUCAUCAGCUCCAGCAGCUCCGGCAGCGGCAGCAGCAGAUGCCGGCUGCUCUCUCACAGACCGCGCGCUCUCUCUGCACCCGCGUUCACUGUGACAAUGAAGAAGAUGACCUCGCGCUAUAAAGCUUGAUCACGCUGUCUGAUGACACUUUUGGAUAAACGAUUGUAAUUUUUGGAGAGAGAGAAGCAUGUCAUUUCCUUGGCAGCUGAGUUAACUGGUGACAGGCUGUGCCUGCCAGCAUACUUUCAAGAUUAUUUUGUCUCUUCGGCGCUCUGUGAGCCUCACAACAUGUGCAAGCUGUGCGUUCUCAUCCUGAUGUGCUGUGCGUCUGUUCCGUGGAGCUCUGCGGCGCCGCAGCCCCGGGGGGAAGAUCCCGGGCCACGAUUUGAGAGCGCGGCGGAACAAAGUGACGGGCUGCAGGAGGAGAUAGAUGGCCAGGAGAGCAUCCUCUCUAAGCUGCUGGGUGAUUAUGACAAAGUGAAAGCCCUCUCGGAAGGCUCUGACUGUCGGUGUAAAUGUGUUGUCAGACCCCUGAGCAGGAGCGCCUGCCGGCGGAUAGAAGAAGGGAGCGCCACAGCGCAGGACUUCUACACUGUGGAGACUAUCACAUCUGGACCCGAGUGCAAGUGCGCCUGCAUCGCUCCUCCGUCAGCGGUCAAUCCAUGCGAGGGAGAGUUCAGGCUGAAAAGACUUAGAGAAGCUGGGAAGGAGAAUGUCAAGCUGUCCACCAUCCUGGAGCUGCUGGAGGGAUCCUUCUAUGGCAUGGAUCUACUGAAGCUGCACUCCGUCACCAAUAAGCUCCUGCAUCGCAUGGAUCAUCUCGAAAAGAUGGUGUCUGUGAACGACACGGCGGAUGUGGUGAAGCCCCAGGAGAGUCCUCCGGUCGAGGCAGAUGUGACGGAAAGCCCGCCCACCCCUCCCCCACAAAAGCAUCAGGAACAGAAGAGGCUCAGUGAGAUCAGCGGGGCCGCGGCAUAUCGAGACCCAGGGGAAAAGUAUGAGGAGAAGUUUGUUGGAGAAAAUCUGUCCGUCCGACCGACAGAUGGCUCUGCUCAGAUCAUUGAGGUCAGACCUCAGGCGACUUCCAAAAAUGUGGCUAACAAGGAGGCUUCUCCGGUGUCGAAGACGGGCCCCAACGGAAUGAUCAUCAGAGGAAUGACGUUUUAUAAAUCUGAGCCCGAUCCGAUGGUGGCAGACGACGGGGAGCCUGGUGAGAACUUUUUUGAGUAUCAUGGAUUCAGUGGUGAUGGCCCAAUUAACCUCUUCAUUGAGGAGAAUCUUCUCCAACACAGAGCCCCUCGCCCCAGGACGAGGGAAGGACUGCAAUUAAGUCGACUAAAGAAAACAGAUCCCACGUAUCAUUCCAAGAAGACCAGCCAAUUGACAAAACAGAAACAAAGUGAGCCCACCUCAGAAACCCAUAGCGAGGUCAUCAGUGCCACGGGAAGCGCACCAGUGGAUGUGUCUACAGAUGCACGGGGUGACACAUCGGACCCGUUGGGACCAUCUACAAUGACACAAAAAACCAGGAGCACAGACGCUGCACCUCUGACUACUCAAAGAGCCACUGCAGCAAUCACUCAGUCACCAAUCCCUCUGAUGGCUGAACCAGCGGGCACUUCUUCAUCAACCGCAACGUCAAGAAACACAACCAAACCCUCUGAAAAUACAGUAACAAGGGAAAUCCUACGAGCGUUCACGACAAGAAAUACACCAACGACCACGAUGGAAACCUCUACCCCGCAGGUGAAACAAAACAUACCUGGCAGUACACCAGCUUAUUCAACCACACUAGUGCCAAACCCCGCCACCGAGGCCCCAACUGCCCACCCAACUUCUGCGAUGACCAUCACCACCCAGGCUGCCCGGACCCUGGCACCAACACCCCCCACGGCAGCCCCCACAACAGCUAACCCCACGCAGGCCGCCACCACAACAGCAGCAGCAGAAGAAGAAGAAACUGAAUCCACCAUCUUCUCAGGGUCGACUUUGCCUCCUACCACAGAGAGAAUCGUCACUUCCCAUCACACUUCUCCAUCUUUCACCACACCUUCAGCUACCUCUUCUUCAACCACCGCGACCACCACUACCGCUACUACAGCUACUACCACGACUACCACUACCAGGAAGGCUGCUCAAGUCAGACGGAGAUACAAAAUCAGCUGGGAGGAACAAAAGGGAGCGGAAUCAGACGAGCCAAUGCAAAGGCAGCAGGAAUCCACUUCAAGAAAAUCUGGGGAGUGUAAGGACACUUUGGCAACCAUCUCAGAGCCAGUAACUCACAACACCUAUGGCAGGAAUGAAGGCGCAUGGAUGAAGGAUCCAAAGUCUGGGAAUGACAAAAUUUAUGUCACAAACUUCUACUAUGGGAACAACCUCCUGGAGUUCCGCAACCUUGAGGUUUUCAAAGGAGGCCGUUUUACCAACUCAUACAAGCUUCCUUACAACUGGAUUGGCACGGGCCACGUGGUCUACGAUGGGUCUUUCUACUACUGCCGUGCCUUCUCUCGAGACGUCAUCAAGUAUGACCUGCGUCAGCGUUACGUGGCCGCCUGGACCAUGCUGCAUGAUGCUCUGGUCGAGGAGGCUUCAUCACCUUGGGAGUGGCGCAGUCACUCGGACGUCAACUUUGCAGUGGACGAGAGCGGCUUGUGGAUCAUCUACCCAGCGCUGGAUGACGAGGGCUUCUUACAGGAAGUGAUUGUUCUGAGCCGACUGAACCCCUCAGACCUCAGCAUGCAGAGGGAGACCACCUGGAGAACCGGGCUCAAGAGAAACCACUACGGGAACUGCUUCAUCGUGUGUGGCGUCCUGUACGCUGUUGACAGCUACAACCAAAGGGACGCCAACCUGGAAUACGCCUUCGACACGCACACGAACACUCAGAUGAUUCCCAGAAUGCCCUUCACCAACAACUACACCUACACCACGCAGAUUGACUACAAUCCCAAAGAGGGUGUUCUGUAUGCGUGGGACAAUGGACACCAAGUCACAUACAACAUUAAGUUUGCCUAUGUAGAUCCUUAGUAAGGGUUAGAGAGUAGUAGUAAGUAAUUCUAUGGUUUGAAUGGAUUGUAGAUCAGUCCACGUGGCCUUCAGUACGGAGACAACCGAAAGCCAAAUGUACAAAUGUACGUCAGUAUAUCGUGACUAAACUGUUUUGUUCAUAUUCGUAUUUUUUUUUUUUACUUUUUUAAAUUUACAAAAAUAAAUGAAACGAUGAGCCUGAUUACUUAGUCAACAGAUCAAGUUAUACUGUAUAUAUUGUAAUACUGUAAAAGAAGCCCUGUGAGCUGAAUGAAUGUAGAAAUAAGUUCACAAAAGAACCAGUUCAUCAAGUAUACUCCCAUGUUACAUUUUUCUGUUUCAUACACAUGCUUUUGUAUUACAUUUUUUUUCUUCCUCUUCAUGAUAAAACCACAGAUAUUGCUGUUGACCUUGAUCUUGUGAAAGCACUUACUCCCUGCAUAUCAGACUCUUUGGAGGCGUUUACAAUAAACUUAGGAAAUGCUGAGAGAAAAUGUCUUCUUUGUUCGGCUAAUCACAGUUUUAAGAGGCUUCAGUUACAAUUUUUGUGUGUUAAUUCGACAGGAAGACUGUUAAGACAGAGGAAAAACAUAAAUACAGACAGAGAGAAGCAGUGUUCGAGCCUGUAAUUUGCUGUUCCUGGACGUAAAUUGAGUGACUGUGCAGAAAAGUACCCAGAACAGUCGAUCUAUUAUCUGUUGAGCAAAAAACUGAAAUGAUGCAGUUGUAGGAUUUCCCCCAACAGCUUUAAGGAUGCACACAAAGGUCUACAGUUAGACAAAAUCCAGUGUUUAUUUUGGUUUCUGCACACAAUAGAAUACAAAAAAACACAAACCUUAAAAGUUAAUUGUACUCAUGCUUACCCCUCCAGGAAGAAAUGCUGGGAUGCAGUGAAUCAAAUAUUUUUGGAACCAAAAGGAUGAAAAAAA